Messenger RNA from Motacilla alba alba, 8308 nucleotides. It is a transcript of the gene STAB2, whose product is annotated as stabilin 2. The transcript is spliced from 67 exons. The record is from RefSeq and is a predicted model, not a curated record. Gene Ontology annotation, molecular function: calcium ion binding; hyaluronic acid binding. Lineage: Eukaryota; Metazoa; Chordata; Aves; Passeriformes; Motacillidae. Gene Ontology annotation, biological process: cell adhesion. Bases 233 to 7729 code for a protein of 2498 amino acids.
AUUCAGCUUUCCAGUGAAAGCUUUCAGCAAAUACCCUGCAUUUUGGAAUCUCUCCUGCCCAGGCAACCUCUGCAUGCCUUAUCCUUCACUCAUUUAGCUUGGGGAAGACAAGAGCCCUGUUAAAAAUAUUUGCCUGAGAAUGCAGAAAAAACAGCACCUAUAAUAAUUAUUUCAUGUCAAAAUUUGAAUUUUCAUGCUUGGACGGCUCUGAAAGAAAAAAGUCCAAUUCACAAUGGAAAAAAGUCCAGGGUUUUUAUUAUUUUUUGCUUUUUUGGUUGCAAUGAAACUAUGCUUGACAUCACGAGUCCAAGAUGAGGUGAAGAAGCAAUGUGAUCAAAAGCUGCUCAUUAGAAUGAAAACCAAAUGUGUACCUUGCUCUUUAAACCUUGACACCCAGUGCCCUGCUGGCUACACCAAAAUUACCAACGGGACUGGGACACCAGACUGCAGGUAUUACCUGGAAACUAAAACACACACACUUUCUUUUCUGGGCUGUCGGCACCGUUGUGUGAAGGAAUUUGAGCAACCUGAGUGCUGCCAGGGACACUGGGGCCCAGACUGCAUGGCGUGCCCAGGAGGAGCUGCAUCACCAUGCAAUGGGAGAGGACGCUGCUCACAGGGCAUAGCUGGGAAUGGAACGUGCACUUGUCAGAAAGGAUUUGGUGGGACAGCCUGUGAAAAAUGUGCUGAAGACAAUUUAUUUGGUCCUGACUGCACAUCAGUUUGUGGCUGCGUUCAUGGAGUGUGCAACAGUGGAAUUGCAGGGGAUGGAAGCUGUACUUGCUUGUCUGGAUACAAAGGGCUCCGCUGUGACCAGCCCAUAGCCGAGUGCGAGGCGCUGCGGUGCCCGGCACACGCCAGGUGUGCUGCCUCAGGGGAGGAUGGAAGACAGCUGCAAUGCACGUGUCUGCCCGGCUUCCAUGGGGACAGUACACGAUGUGAACCUAUCAACCCGUGCUCCAAAAAGGUCUGCGAUCCUAAUGCCGACUGCGUUUACCUUGGGCCAAACCAGCACAAAUGCACCUGUGGAGAAGGUUACACAGGGGAUGGUCAAAUCUGCCUGCCCAUAGACCCUUGUCAGGCAGCACACGGGAGCUGCCCUGCACAGUCCAGCAUCUGCAUCUACGAUGGUCCAGGAAAGUCCCACUGCGAAUGCAAGGAGCAUUAUACCAACUUUGUACCUGGGAAAGGCUGCAGCAUGAUGGACAGCUGUGAAACAAGCAACCCCUGCCACAAAAAAGCCAAAUGCUUAACAGUUGCACCAGGACAGAUUACGUGCACGUGCCAGGGGGGCUCCGUGGGGAAUGGGUUUGUGUGCUAUGGGAACAUCAUGGAGCGCCUCCAGGAGCUGAACGCAGAAGUGGGAGGACAGUGGCAGGGCAAGCUGACAUCCAGCCUCUUGCUCAUGGAAAAUACCUAUGAAUGGCAGCUGAGCACUCUGGGACCAUUUACUGUGCUUGUACCAACAAACAAGGGACUCAAAGGCACAAAUGUAAAGGAUCUUCUGAAAAAUAAACAGAAAGCCCAGUACUUCAUUAAACUCCAUAUUAUUGCAGGUCAACUGAACACCAGUAGCUUGAAUAAUGCUAAUGUAAUAUAUACUUUGACUGGCAAGUCAGGAGAGAUGUCAAAGGGGGAAAAGGAUAAUCAAUUAAGGAUUAGAAUCCAAGGAGGAAGGGGGAAAGGAAAAAUUUUGCAGGGAGAUAUUAUUGCUUCCAAUGGAAUUUUGCACAUUAUUGACAAAGCCAUGGACAACGUGGAGCCAACAUUUGAGAGCAGCAAAGAGAAAACGAUAAUGUCAUUACUUCAAGCUAAUGGAAGAUACAGCCAAUUUACAUCUUUGAUAGAGAAAACUGGCCUAGGAAUGGAUUUACAGCAGGACAACCAGGCUUACACAGUCUUUGUUCCAAGUAACAAGGCUCUGAGUAAUAUGAAAGCUGAGGUUCUGGAUUACCUGCUUUCUGCAGAGGGUUCCUGGAAGCUGCUGGAGCUGGUCCGAUAUCACGUUGUCUCCAACACUGAGCUGGAGGUUGCCAGCCUUGUCUCAAUAGAGCACAUCAGGACCAUGGCAAAGCAGUUCAUUCACUUCAACAGAACCAGCACUGGACAAGUCUUGGUGAGUGGAGAAAAACUGGAAGAAACUGAUAUUGUUGCAAAAAAUGGUCGUAUUUAUAUCCUUGAGGGCGUUCUCAUCCCUCCCACAAUUGUUCCAAUCCUACCACAUUGGUGUGAGGAGACAAGUCAGGUCACAAAGGAACCAAAGUGUUGCAAAGGCUUCUUUGGCCCUAACUGCAGACCAUGUCCAGGAGGUUUCUCCAAACCCUGCUCAGGGAAUGGGCAGUGUAUGGAUGGCCUGGAUGGAAAUGGCACUUGUGUUUGCUCUGAGGCAUUUCAAGGCUUGAGCUGCCAGUUCUGCUCAGACCCUGGCAAAUAUGGACCUCAGUGUGACAAAGAGUGCCCCUGCAUUAAUGGGAAGUGUGAUAACCAAAUAGACAGCGAUGGGACCUGUCUGCCUGGAUCCUGCAGAGCUGGAUACACGGGGAAACUCUGUGAGAAGCAGAUUGUUCCCUGUGAGCCCUCCCUACAGCUCUGCCAUGCACAUGCAGACUGUCAGCUCAGCGAUGGCACGGUGAGCUGUGUCUGCAAACCUGGCUAUGAGGGAGAUGGCUUGAGCUGCAGCAAAGUUGAUCCUUGUGCUGUUUUAAACCCUGGUGGCUGCAAUGCCAAUGCUGAGUGUGUUCAGACAGGCCCAGAGGAGCACAGGUGUGUUUGCCAGGCAGGAUGGACAGGUGAUGGAAGGGACUGCUCAGCUAUCAACACCUGCCUGCUGCCCAGCACAGCACGGUGCCACGAGAAUGCCACCUGCAUAUACAUCGGGCCAGGUCAGAAUGACUGUAAGUGUAAGGAUGGAUUUCAGGGGAAUGGAAUUGAAUGCACACCCAUAAACUCGUGCCUGGAACAAAGUGGAAAAUGCCAUCAUCUGGCAACCUGUCAGUUUGAGUCUGCUCGUGGCUGGGAGUGCGUGUGCCCACAGGGCUACGAGGGGGACGGCAGGAUCUGCUACGGAAACGCUGCAGAUGAGCUAUCCACUCUGUCAGAAGCAGCUGCUUUUAACCAGUGGGUUAAUGAGGCCAAGAUAAACUCAGUGUUGUCUACCACCUCAAACCUAACUGUCCUUGUGCCUUCUCUGCAAGCAAUUGAGAACAUGGAUGAAGAUGAGAAAGCCUUUUGGAUGUCAAAAAGUAACAUUCCAACUCUCCUUAAGUAUCAUGUACUGACAGGAGCUUACAGCUUUGCUGAUUUCCAGAAUUUAUCGUCCUCUGACGUGCUGCCAACAACGCUGCAGAGCAAAUUCCUACACUUGUCUAAAGAAAAUGGGAACCUGACCCUCGAGGGCGCUCACUUUGUGGCCAGUGACAUCGCGUCCACAAACGGGGUCAUUCACGUCAUCGAUAAGGUGCUGACCCCGCUGCGCAGCGCUGUCAUGCCGAGGCUGCUGGCCCGCCUGGAGCAAAUGCCUGACUACUCAGUGUUCAGGGGCUACAUUAUUCAAUACAGCCUGGCUAACGAAAUAGAAGCAGCAAACACAUACACAAUAUUUGCCCCAAGUAAUGAUGCCAUAGAAAAUUACCUAAAGGAUAAGAACUCUUCUACUCUAAAUGAAGGCCAAAUCCGCUAUCACGUUCUGCUGGAUGAGAAGCUCCUGAAGAACAACCUGCACAAUGGCAUGCACAGGGAGACCAUGCUGGGGUUCUCCUACCAGGUUGGGUUCUUCCUCCACAACAGCCAGCUAUACAUAAAUGAUGCUCCUUUAAACUAUGCAAAUGUUGCCACAGACAGAGGAAUUAUUCAUGGACUGGGAAAGGUUCUGGAAAUCCAGAAGAACAGAUGUGAUAUCAACAAUACCGUGAUCCUUGAGAAGUGCAGAGUUUGUUCACAACCAUCAAGCUGUCCCCCAGGAACAAAAGAAAUUGCAGGGGUGAAGAAAUACUGUGUCCUCACGGAAAACCACAUGAGACAGUACACCAUCCAGAUCGGGUGCAAGCCCAAGUGUGCCAAAACCAUCAUUAGCAGGGAGUGCUGCGCGGGUUUCUUCGGCCCGCAGUGCCAGCCGUGCCCAGGGAAAGCCGGGAGCGCCUGCUUCGGGAACGGCGUGUGCCUGGAUGGCAUCAACGGCACCGGCACCUGCCAGUGCCAGGAGGGCUUCGUGGGCACGGCCUGCGAGGACUGCAGCCAGGGCAGAUACGGCCGCAGCUGUGACCAAGUGUGCACUUGUGUCCAUGGGAAAUGCAGCAGCGGGAUCGACGGGGAUGGCUCCUGUGAAUGUGACAUUGGCUGGAGAGGAGUGACGUGUGAGACUGAAAUCAAAGAUGACGCAUGUAAUACCUCGUGCCACACCAGUGCUAACUGCCUCCUCCUAUCAAAUGGCACUGCCUAUUGCAAGUGUGCAGCUGGCUUUGAGGGGAACGGGACAUUCUGCACAGCUAUUGAUGCUUGUGAGAGCAGCAAUGGGGGCUGUUCCUCCAAGGCAGAGUGCAGGAGAACGACACCGGGGAACAGAGCCUGUGUCUGCAGCGCCGGCUACACCGGGGAUGGCAUCGUCUGCCUCGAAAUCAACCCUUGUCUGGUGAACAAUGGUGGAUGUGAUAGGAAUGCAGAAUGCACACAGACUGGACCCAAUCAAGCAGUAUGUAAUUGCCUGAAGGGAUAUUCUGGAGAUGGCAAAACCUGCACCUAUAUCAGUCUGUGUUCACAAAAUAAUGGAGGCUGCAGUGAAUUUGCCAUCUGUAAUGACACCGAGCUGACAGAAAGGACCUGCACCUGCAAACCUAACUACAUUGGGGAUGGAUUUAAGUGCCGAGGCAACAUCUUCCAGGAACUUCUCAGGAACUCCAACACAUCUAGGUUUUAUUUUCACUUAGAGGCCUUGCCCAUCAGGGAUAUCUCAGGCCCCGGCCCCUUCACCCUGUUUGUCCCUCACACAGAUGUACUGAACAGCGAUCCACGAGUCAAGGACUGGAUUGCCAAAGGAGUGAUGGCUCAAGUGCUCCGGUACCACAUGGUGGGUUGUGCCAAUCUGCUGUACAAGGACCUGACAGCCAUCACCAACAUCACCUCUCUCCACGGUGACCUCAUACACAUCAGCUAUUCCCAGAACUCGCUGGUUUUGAACAACAAAGCUGAAAUUGUACUCAGUGAUGCUGUUGGCACAAAUGGUGUGAUCCACGUCAUAAACCAAAUCCUGGUGCCUUCACAGAUGCAGGAUUUCCCCCUCAAGAAGGAAAGUCUUAAAAUGGUUGCAGCCAAGCAUGGGUACAUUCUGUUCAGCACUUUGCUAGAGAAAAACAACCUGCUGGGGCUGAUCAACGAUCCCAUUCACAAACCCGUCACGCUCUUCUGGCCCACUGACACAGCCAUCCGUGGACUGCCACAGGAGCAGCAGGACUUCCUCUUCAAGAAAUCCAACACCAACAAACUGGUGCAGUACCUCAAAUUCCACAUUGUCCGUGAUGCUGCGGUGUUGGCCUACCAGCUCCCCAGCUCCACCUCACUGAAGACCCUCCAGGGCUCCAAUCUCAGCGUGAGCUGUGGGGAUAACGGGGAGAUCGGCGCCCUUUUCCUGAACGACGGGCAGUGCAAGGUGGUGCAGCGGCAGCUGGAGUUCGACGGGGGCAUCGCCUACGGCAUCAACUGCCUGCUGACAGAGCCCAGCCUGGGGGGCCGCUGCGACAGCUUCCUCACCAUGGAGUUCAUGGGGCAUUGUGCUAGCUGUUUCAGUAACUAUAAAUGCCCUCCAGGGACAAAACCAAAGGAAGGAAUCCAGUGGUGCACCUACGAGUCCUACGGGCUGCGGAGGGAUGGGUGCCGCAGGAACUGCACCAUGGCCAUCCACAUUCCCAAGUGCUGCAAGGGCUACUUCGGGCCAGACUGCCAAGCUUGCCCAGGGGGCCCAGAGACCCCAUGCAAUGGCCACGGCUCCUGUGACGACGGGUACACGGGAACAGGAGAGUGCCACUGCAGCAGCGGCUUCAACGGGACCUCGUGUGAGCUGUGCUCGCCGGGCAGAUACGGCUUCACCUGCAGGCCUUGUGAAUGCAAGAACAACGGGCAGUGCGAUGAAGGAUACUCAGGGACAGGACGAUGUUUCUGUGAAACAGGAUGGACUGGCCGGCUGUGUGAAACCAAGCUAGCUCUGCCACCAGUGUGCUCCCCGAGCUGCUCGGCCAACGCCGUCUGCACGGAGAACAACACGUGCCAGUGCAAGCCCUUGUACGACGGGGACGGGAUCACGUGCACAGCUGCAGAACUUUGCAAACAGAACAAUGGUGGGUGCCACAAGGCGGCUGAAUGCAUACAGCACGGGGUGAAAGUCUUCUGUAGCUGCCAGAAGGGCUACAAGGGAGAUGGCUUUACCUGCCUGCCAAUAAACCCUUGUGCUGAUGGCUUCAACGGAGGCUGCCACGAGCACGCCAACUGCAUUGUCACAGGACCUGGCAGACGUAAGUGUGAAUGCAAAAGCAACUUCAUUGGUGAUGGGCUGAACUGCUCUGUGAUGCAGCUGCCCCUUGACCGCUGCCUGCAGGACAACGGGCAGUGCCACCCCGACGCCGACUGCGCCGACCUGCAUUUCCAAGACACCACGGUUGGGGUGUUCCACCUGCGGUCCCCCGUGGGGCAGUACAGGAUGACUUACGAGCAGGCCAAGGAGGCCUGUGCCAAUGAGUCGGCCACCAUCGCUACCUACGAGCAGCUGCUGUACGCACAGAAGGCGAGGUACCACCUGUGCUCUGCUGGCUGGCUGGAGGGUGAGAGGGUGGGCUACCCCACCGCCUUCUCCUCGCCAAACUGCGGCUCUGGAUACGUCGGCAUCGUGGACUACGGGAGAAGAGUCAACCUGAGCGAAACCUGGGAUGUUUUCUGCUACAGGGAGAAAGAGGUGAACUGCACCUGCAAGCCAGGCUACGUGGGGGAUGGCAUCUCCUGUAGUGGGAACUUGCUCCAAGUGCUGAUGUCCUUCCCAACACUGACAAACUUCCUCUCGGACAUCAUGGCUUACUCCAACACCUCCAGGAAGGGGAGAGAGUUCCUGCAGUACCUCACAGACCUGUCAGUGCACGCCACCCUCUUUGCUCCCAACGAUAGUGGGUUAAAGGAAAAUGAGACCCUUUCUGGGAGAGACAUCGAGUAUCAUUUAUCUAAUGCCAAUAUAAUGUUUUAUGAGGACUUGACCAAUGGAACCACCCUUCUCACUCGUCUAGGGAAAAAGCUCCUCAUUACAAGCACAGGGGGCCAGGAGCAUCAAGUCCCCAUGGCUGACCAGAGCAAGAUCCGAUACGUGGACAGAAGUGCUAUUGUUGAGUGGGAUAUAAUUGCUUCCAAUGGGAUAAUCCACAUCAUUUCAGAGCCUUUAAAGGCUCCAUCAGAACCUGCUCCUCUCCAUGCCAGUACUGGGACAGGAAUAUUCUUUGGCGUCUGUCUAGUUACUGGAAUUGUGGCUCUGAUUGGAUAUUCUUAUCUCAGGUUCAGGAAGAAAAACAUCAGCUUCCAGCACUUCAAGUCCAAAGAUGACACUGACACAACACCACUGGACAAGUCACAGCCUUCAAAUAUCACCAACCCCUCAUAUGAAAGUUCUUCAACACUGACUUCACCAGAACCUACUUAUGAUCUUUUCUCAGAUUCAGAUGACCAACAGCUUGUGAUGAGUGGUCCUUAUGAUCAGAAUUAAAAACUGAAUUUGGCAUUAGUCAUCUAAUAAACACAUUUUUAUUUACACUUACUGUGAAAAAAAAAGAGCGCCUACAUUACAGGGAAUAAAAUCUUGUUACAAAUUAAAAACCAAAAGAGCACAGCUUUGUUUAAGAUGCCUUCUAUAUAGCUCACAGACUUACCAACUUCAGAAGUGUUGGCUGAAUCUGAACAGUGCCAAAUAUGAGUGCUAAAAGCAAAACAAAGUCUCAACUAAUCUACCCAGAAGCAGACACCUCUCUGAGAAAAGCAGCUGAUUUUCACUCACCUGCUAUUUAACUGCUUUUCUUUUCCUUUACAGACUUUAAAAUGGCCACAAGCACACAGGGAAACUUGGCAAAUAUCCUGAAUUUUUUAGUACUGUAGGCUUGUGCUUUCAUUUUGGCUCAGUUACAAUUAGAAUAGGCAAGUGUGAAACAGAACACGUGGUAAACUUCUAUUUUUAAACGGAGGGGAUUUUUUGGCUGGUAUACUUUCCUGUUAGAUAGGCAGCAGCAGGAAACACAGCUAUCCUGACUGUCCUCCUUGCCUCCUCUAGCUUCUGUCUUUCCUCGACCUU